Acanthoscelides obtectus is the source of this 273-nucleotide messenger RNA. NCBI's taxonomy places the organism in Eukaryota, Metazoa, Arthropoda, Insecta, Coleoptera, Chrysomelidae. The record is from the annotation of a GenBank genome assembly.
AUGACUAAUGAUGGACUUUCGAAAGGAAUUUCUGAAAUUGACUCUGUUCUCCCACUAACGUUGAGUUACAAUGAUAUGAAUGUAGAUAUCAUAGACGCAUUGGUACAUAAUGCUGAACAUGUGUCACCAUCUAAGCAUGCGGACGGAAGUACAGUUUUACCAAUUGCAGCUUCAGGCGAGAACAACGUUUCCCAACUAUGUUAUGCUGAUAUAGCUUCCCAAUCUGUUUCAAAAACCUGCAAACAUCAAGUGAACUUUUAUAUGGAGAAAUGA